AUGACGGACUCAUACGCUUCCACUGGCAACGGCGAUGCUUCCCUCCUCACGCCCAACGGGUCCAGCAAGAUGAAUGGUUCCAGCCCGUCAUUGCCGACCACGUCCAAUGAGGCCGGCGGUGCCUCCAUCAUCCGCAAAAAGCUCAUGGGCUUCGUUGGCUUUGCAAAUCUUCCCAACCAGGUGCACAGAAAGAGCGUGCGGAAGGGAUUCCAGUUCACUACCAUGGUCGUCGGGGAGUCCGGUCUCGGCAAGUCGACGCUCAUCAACACACUCUUCAAUACUACGCUGUACCCUCCUAAGGAGACUCUCCCACCCAGCGCGGAGAGGCCCUCGACUGUCGCUAUCGAGAGCAUAAGCGCUGAUAUUGAAGAGAGCGGUGUUCGUCUUCGCCUGACGGUCGUCGAUACACCCGGUUUCGGCGAUUUCGUUAACAACGACGAGAGCUGGAAGCCCAUCGUUGAGAACAUUGAGGCGCGGUUCGACUCGUAUCUAGAACAGGAGAACCGGGUCAACCGCCAGAAAAUCAUGGACAACCGUAUUCAUGCCUGCUUGUAUUUUAUUCAACCAACCGGUCAUUCAUUGAAGCCUAUUGACGUCGAAUGCAUGAGGCAACUUCACACUAAAGUCAACCUCAUUCCCAUUAUCGCGAAGGCAGAUACCUUGACUGACGAGGAAGUGGUAGAGUUCAAGGCGCGGAUCCUCGCCGACAUUGCUUAUCACAACAUCCACAUUUUCCAAGCGCCCGUCUACGAGAAUGAGGAUGACGAAGCCAUCGCGGAAGCUGAGGAGAUAGCUAGCAAGAUCCCCUUCGCAGUCGUCGGUUCCGACCAAGAGGUGACGACACCUGACGGACGCAAGGUCCGCGGCCGUGCGUAUCCAUGGGGUGUCGUUGAAGUUGACAACGAAGAUCAUUGCGACUUCGUGAAACUCCGACAAAUGCUCGUCCGCACAUACAUGGAGGAGCUCCGGGAGUACACCAACGAUGUGCUGUACGAGAACUGGCGAACAGAGAAGCUCAUCAGCAUGGGUGUCAUCCAAGAUUCCAGUGUGUUCAAGGAGAUCAACCCUGCCAUCAGGAUACAAGAGGAGCGUAUCAUGCACGAGGCGAAGCUCGCGAAGAUGGAGGCGGAGAUGAAGAUGGUGUUCCAGCAGAAAGUGCAAGAAAAGGAGGCGAAGCUCAAGCAAUCAGAAGAAGAGCUGUACGCCAGACACCGGGAGAUGAAGGAAGCUCUAGAGAAACAACGGCUGGAUCUCGAGGACAAGAAGCGUCGUAUCGAGGCUGGCCGUCCGUUGACUCCCGAGAAGAUACCUACUGGCAGGAAGAAGGGCUUUCUCCGUACUUAG
Messenger RNA from Postia placenta MAD-698-R-SB12, 1344 nucleotides. RefSeq lists its product as hypothetical. Gene Ontology annotation, cellular component: septin complex; cytosol; septin ring. The transcript has 8 exons. NCBI's taxonomy places the organism in Eukaryota, Fungi, Basidiomycota, Agaricomycetes, Polyporales, Adustoporiaceae. The coding region runs from base 1 to 1344 and encodes 447 amino acids. The record is from RefSeq and is a predicted model, not a curated record. Gene Ontology annotation, biological process: cytoskeleton-dependent cytokinesis. Gene Ontology annotation, molecular function: GTP binding; molecular adaptor activity; GTPase activity.